Molecule: messenger RNA, 351 nt
Organism: Cinara cedri
Lineage: Eukaryota; Metazoa; Arthropoda; Insecta; Hemiptera; Aphididae
Source: the annotation of a GenBank genome assembly
AUGCGUAAACGGCAGCGAGGCGAACGUGCUUUUGAUAUAAACCCCGUGGCCGUUUUAAUCAUUCGCCGGGCUCGUACCGCAAACAAGACGCCGUUUAGAACAGGAAAUCCGCAGGCAGGUAGACAAUUAGGAAGACAAACAUCAAUCAAGGCCACGGGACGCGCGGCGUCUCUGGAUUUACCCACGUCGGGAUUAUUGCCCCGAAUAUUAAGUCCGACCGAACGAUGAUGAUCGUAAUAAUAUUGUAAUGGCCAGAUAAUAAUUUAUAGAUACCAGUAACGAAUUACGGGAAUCCCGGGCCGUGAGUUCGCACAUCUGGUCGCUCGGAUUUCCGGCACCGGUGUUUGACGC